Messenger RNA from Daphnia pulicaria, 3758 nucleotides. RefSeq names its product chitin synthase chs-2-like. The record is from RefSeq and is a predicted model, not a curated record. Gene Ontology annotation, molecular function: chitin synthase activity. The transcript is spliced from 13 exons. Gene Ontology annotation, cellular component: cell septum; cell periphery. Bases 99 to 3656 code for a protein of 1185 amino acids. Lineage: Eukaryota; Metazoa; Arthropoda; Branchiopoda; Diplostraca; Daphniidae.
AUUUUUUUGCGUUCACUUACAUCGUAGAAACGAGGAAGGAUCAACACUAGAGUGUCUUAGUCUAGGAUAGAUUAGCCAAAUCCUGUAUUCAUUUUAACAUGCCGACCCAGAAUAGCGCGACCAAUACGAGUUUGAAGGUUUGCGUCAAGUUAAUUGCUGUUUUCGUGACUUUCCCCGCGGUUUUGUUAGCCGGGAUUAUAUCCAAGGGAGCAAUCUUCUUUAUGACAUCGCAGAUCGGAAGAGAGAUGACGCAACUCGCUUCAGGAGAUUCCCAACAACAUCUGAAGGUCAUCGCUUGCUGGUUGUGGGCUCUUUUUUUCAGUUUUGCAGUCCCCGAGUUAUUAGUUUUCAUUCACUCGUUACAUAUUUGUUUCUCUCGCCGCAAAUUGUGGAAGCGCCCCCGGUUCGUUCAAUUUGUGAUUGUCUUUGGAUUAGAAACGGGACAGACCGUUGGGAUGGCCUUGCUUGUCGGUUCCGUCCUGCCGUAUCUCUCGGUGACUCACGGAGUUUUAAUCACCAAUUGCGUUUACCUGGCGCCAGCCAUUCUAAAUUUGCUAAAUCGGGAACCAGACAAACUGAUAAUGCGACUAAUGGAUGCACUUUCUUUUGUUGCGCAACUCAGUGGCUGUUUGCACUGGAUCUUCAUUCGGCAUAGCCUCAACAAAAGCCAAAUGAUCAACUGGACCUUACCCGUGUCUCUGAUUCUCAUCUCUUUCGGAUGGUGGGAGAAUCACGUCAAUGGAGACGCUCCUAUUAGUUUUAUCAGAUAUUUCGGCCGAAUCAAAGAAGAAAUGAAAGAGACCAGACCAUUCGCUUUCGUAAUUAUUAGCGCUUGGAAAAUAGUUCUGUUUUUCGCCACGAUUUUUACCGCAGUUGAAUUGGCGCUCGUUGCGCAAGAGGCUCACGACGGCGUUUUCGAUUCGUUCUUGAUUGUUAUCAGAGGUGGUUUCAACCAGUUCUGGAACAGUUUCAUGUCCGUCGAAUGGACUUCCCCGUUUUACAUUUUUGUCAUCCAAGCCACUUCCUCUUUCCUCUUUUAUUGGUUCGGCAAUUUUGCAUGUCAGAUCGGUGUGAAGAGCACCUGCUUCGCCUUACCAGUGGUUUUGAUUACCCCUGUUAUCAUGACGAUCGCAUCCCACUUUGAAAUCGCCAAAAUAUUUGACGGUUAUUUCAACGCUAAAAUAGAAAAUCAGCAAUCAUUUGUAUAUCUGCUAGCGCUCUCUUUCUUCUGGUUUCUCUCACAGACGUGGAUAACCCUUCACAUCUGGUCUCCCGCAGAAAUUUCCAAUGAAUUGGUUAGCGACACAAAGUGGUACAAUUCUCUACUUAUUGAUCAGUCAAUGAGUUUCAGCCCAACUCGUCACCACGACAAGGUUAAAGAGUCAAGCUUUACCAGUGUUUUUGCCGUUGCAACCAUGUGGCGCGAAACGAGCGACGAAAUGCUAAUCAUACUGAAGUCCAUUUUCCGCAUGGAUAAGGAUCAAUCCAGCCGGCAUUUAGCCCGUUAUUGCAACAAUAAGGUUAUCGAUCCUCAUUGCUAUCACUACGAGACCCACAUCUUUUUCGACGACGCUUUCGAAUCGUACUCGAAAGAUGGCACAACCUCGAGAGUCGUCAAUCAUUUUGUCAAUCAAUUGAUUGAACUGAUGGACAAAAUGAAUUGUAAAUGGACAAGUACAUGCGACAGUAAGCCACCGGUCAUUUCCGUAACCCCUUACGGCGGCCGUUUAGAGUGGAAUUUGCCGGGAAAUACGAAAAUGACAAUCCACUUGAAAGACAAGUGCAAAAUUCGAGUUAAGAAGCGGUGGAGUCAGGUGAUGUACAUUGACUACCUGAUCCGCUACGAAAUAAUAGGAAAUCACUCCGACUUGGAAAAUACCUUUUUACUAACACUGGACGGCGACAUGGACUUCCGGCCGAAAGCUGUUCACAUCCUGGUGGAUGUGAUGAAUUCUCAACGAGAUGUGGGCAUCGCUUGCAAUCGCUCCCAUCCAACUGGAUCAGCAGGACCAAUGGUUUGGUAUCAAAUGUACGAAUACGCCGUUGGAUUUUGGUUGCUAAAACCAAGCGAAUCCGUAUUGGGUAAUAUCCUUUGCGCAGCCGGUUGCUUCUCCCUUAUCCGAGCAACUGUCCUACUGGAUGGCGAUGUCAUGUCCAAAUUUGCUGAACGAUCAGAAAAAGCCCACCACUUUAUUCAACGUGAUCAAGGUGAAGAUCGAUGGCUGUGCACUUUGCUCAUGAAACGCGGAUACCGACUCGCCUACUCGGCAUCCAGCUACGCCUACACUCGUUGCCCGGAGACAUUUACCGAGUUUUACAAUCAACGACGUCGUUGGACACUUUCCAUCAUCUCCAACACGCUCGACUUGCUCUGGAAUUGCAGACAAACCGUCAAACUCCAUCCGAAUAUUUCCUGGAUUUACAUGAUUUUUCAGUCCCUAUCACUAGCAAUGGGCCUCUUGUGUCCAGGAUCGAUUUUCCUUGUGCUGGUGAACACUUCGGCAACUACUUUUUUCAUAGACAAAUGGAUUAGUUUCAUAGUCCAUUCGGCUCUUAUUUUUGGUUUCAUCAUCAUCUGCUUCGUUGCUCCAUCUCGCAUUCAGCUCAGAGUGGCCAAAUGCCUUUCCGCCUUUUAUGGUUUAAUCGUUGCGGCUGUGCUUAUUGAUUCGGUGAUUUCAUUGGCCCUGGCCGGGAUUGAUCUUCAUGGAAACAAGAUGUCAUUUUCUUUAAACAAUGCCUUCUUUUUGUUCCUGACGAGUUGUGUCUUUCUGGCCGGAUGCCUUCAUCCGCGCGAAAUUCAUUGCCUCUUGGCCGGUCCCAUUUAUCUCCUCCUGACUCCUUCGAUGAGCAUGUUACUUGUCUUGUACUCUGUAAUCAACAUGAACGUUGUCUCCUGGGGGACACGGGAUGCCUCUGAAACAAUUGGCGUUCAAUCUCCCAACAAGGAUACGAAAUUAGAUAGUCAGCAGUCUAACAAAGGACUGACAUACUUCCAGGAAGUUUUCGGCCCUGCCAUGGACAAAACAAAAAGCGAUGAAAAGGCCUCCAGUGAUUACACGGCCUCGAUUAAUUGGAGUUUGGAGGCAGAGUCUCAUUUGCCGGAACAAAGGAACGUGAAAGAAUUGCCGGGGGAGGAGUGUAGCUUUUGGAGAGAGUUGAUACAAAGUAAACUAUUCCCCUUUGUGGAAAACCGGCAAGAGGAAAAGGAUCGAAUCUCCGCUGACUUGGAUCGACUACGGAACUUUUCAUUCGCCAUCUUCUUCCUGCUGAAUUCACUUUUCGUUGCAACGAUUUUUGGGUGCCAAAUGAAAAGUGAAGGUCUGGAGUCGAGCGAGGCGGACACUUUCAGCCAAUCCAACGAGUUAACGUCGUCUAUACUUAUUUGGUUGUCGGAAGCAAAUCCGGCCCAAUGGAUUGUGAUGUUCUUUGCCGGCUGGAUGCUCUUCGUUCAGUUUGCGGCUCUUUUAUCUUUCCGAUUAGAUAACCUGAUUCGCAUGUUAUCGUCCACAUCUCUAAACAUAUUCAAGACGGAGAGUCUCGAAAAGUCUAACGCGGCAACACUCUCCAAUCAAGUAGUUUUACUCAGCUACGGGACGACAAAAGAGGAUUCAACUAGAAAUCAACGAGGCGAUCUCUGCCAAAUGAAUCCCAAUUAAUGGAUCUAAGUAUACAGGAUUUUACAUUUAUGCAUGAUAUGGUAAUUAAGUCGAAUUAAGUAUAUACUAGGUUUAUUGGUGAUUGAAUUAAACGUAGAAAAA